AUGCUUUUUUUACUUUGGUUUUAUAUAUCCGCGGCUUGUGCUUCGCUGUACCACAACAAUUGGGAUAGGUUUACCGAAAACUUCGAGCCAACCAAUCUGUCGUCCCUGAACCUUCAAGAACGGUCAUUUUUCAACUCGGGAAUGAUAGAAGAAUGGACUCCCAUACGAUCUACAAUAUCCCCUGGUAAUCGGCAAUAUUUUACCUUUCCAGUCAAUUCCAGCUAUUCGCGCAUCAUGUCGAGCGUCGACAUGCUUGUGUUUUUGAGCGGAAACGUCAAUACCCAGGCACCUGAGCUUUUCAAAUCGUAUACAGAGCUGGAAGUUGCUGUGUACUACACUUUUGACGAGUCCGUGCUGUCUAACAUCACGGAAACCGGCAGUCUCGCUUUGUUUCAGGCUGGCUACUUCGAGGCUCUCGCAUUGCGCCCAUUAGACCCAGAUAGUAAUUCUACUGAGUACUCCAAUUUGUAUCUGGUGGUUGAUGUAUACAAUACUUCGUCAAAAUCAGCUGCAAUUCCCUCACCGGAAACUCAAUCACUCUUCUGGAACUACACACUCAGUAUUUCGCAGUACGAUCUGGUAUUUCAGUGGGACAACCGUGCCUGGAUAGAGCUGGUAGACUCUGACUACGACUCGGCUCUUUUGGUGACAGGCAACGUUACGCAAAGCGUUUCGAACUCCAAUUAUUCGAUCUACGAUACCGGGCUAUACGAUCUUUUCCUCUAUUCAUACGAUCACGUCGAUUAUUUUGAUAGCUCGUUAACUCACUCGCUUGGCGCCAUUCAGAAUGGGCCCUUUUUGGCAACUUCUGCAAACAACGACAGUGCAACUUAUGGCUAUGGCUCGAAUAAUUCCACAGGCUUGGCAAUUCAAAAAUCCAUAACAGUUCGAGAGGGCUCCGUAAAGGAGCAAUUUCAUAUAACGGGACUGAACGCUUCAACGACGUACGUCGUCUACCUCACGAAAAGAAUCUCAGACAACCAGAGAGUCUUAAGCUCCAACGGUGGGGUUUUGUUUUCCAAGUCCACUUUUACCACCCUAAGCGACAACUCCUGUUCUUUGAUUUUUGGCUUGGAUUUUUGCGAUGGGGUUGCCUAUUCGGUUCCAACUUCUAGUCUUGCCAAGGACAAUAAAACGGCCAUUGCGAUCAUGUACGAUGAAAUCGCCAAGUCACUUUACGCUAAUUUCAGUAAAGCUUUGCAGAUCAUACCUUGCGACACAGAGCUAGAUGCAAAGUAUUCACCACUCAGAUCGUGCGAUGACUGUGCAGAUGCUUAUAGGAAUUGGCUUUGUGCAGUAAGCAUACCGCGUUGCACUACUUUGCAAUCCGAAUACUUCAUUCACAGGAAAAAGGACGAUAACAGAAACGAUUAUUUGAAUCAACAGAUCCAACCACUAAAUGACUACUUCGAGGUUUUACCUUGUAUUGACAUGUGCUAUAGCCUAGUUACUGACUGCCCUUCUGAUUUCCAGUUUUCAUGUCCCAGCAAGAAAUCCCAUUCGAAUCUGUUCUAUCUCAGUUACAAUGUCUACAAAAGCGAUCAACCCUUUGAUACUUGCAACUAUGUGGGGUCGUCGAAGAGUCUGCACAUCAUUGAUGGCUAG
Messenger RNA from Lachancea meyersii CBS 8951, 1605 nucleotides. The record is from the annotation of a GenBank genome assembly. NCBI's taxonomy places the organism in Eukaryota, Fungi, Ascomycota, Saccharomycetes, Saccharomycetales, Saccharomycetaceae.